Entrophospora sp. SA101 is the source of this 1554-nucleotide messenger RNA. Lineage: Eukaryota; Fungi; Glomeromycota; Glomeromycetes; Entrophosporales; Entrophosporaceae. The record is from the annotation of a GenBank genome assembly.
AUGGACUACUCAGAUAACGAACAAGAAUAUGAAAAACUACCAAGAGUUAAUAAAAAUUGGAUAAUUAAAGAAUCUAAAAAACUUCCAAUUAAAUUACCUGAUGGAAAACUCCAACACAAAAUUCUAGAAAAUAAUGAUGAGAUGAUAGUUGGCAAUGUGGAUGAAUUGAUGAAAAUGGACGAGGAGGAUAAAGAAGAAAAUGAAAAAGAUGAUGAUGAAAAAGAAAUUAUGGCUGAUGAUGAUCAGAAGGAAAAAGUAAUAACCAAAAAGGAAUAUAUUAUUCAAAAGAAAAAAGAAUUGGGACAAAUUGCUAAAAAGAUUUUAGAAGAUCCUGAAACUAAUAAAUUAAGAGAUAUUGCAAUGGAUGAUAAUAUCAAAAUAAGAAAAUUGGCACUUUUGACUCAAUUAGUAGUUUAUAAAGAUAUAAUACCAGGACAAUUAACCGAUAAAGAAAAAGCUGUUAAGGUAUCUAAAGAAGUUAAAAAGUUACGAAAUUAUGAACAAGAUUUAUUAUCAAAUUAUCAGAAAUAUUUGAAUUUACUUGAGGACUAUAUAAAAGAAAACUCAAAAAACCCGACAAAUAACAAUGAUAAUGAUAGGAAUGUGAAGGAUCAAAAAUCCCUAGUUGUCACUGCAUUAAGAUGUGUAUGUGAAUUGUUGACAUCUGUUACUCAUUUUAAUUUUAGAUUAAACUUGAUGAACAUUAUUAUUGGAAGGAUGAGUAAAAAAACUUUUACUAAGAUGACAGCGAUUUGUUGCGAUUCUAUAAUUGAAUUAUUUAAGAAUGAUGAGUCAGGAGAAGCGAGUUUGGACGCAGUUAAAUUGAUGACAAAAAUGUUUAAAUUUAAAAAUUAUAUUGUUCAUGAAGAGAAAAAAAGAAAAAUGGAAAAUAAGUUGGCAUCAAAAAAGCAUUUAUCAAGAAAAACGAGAAAAUGGGAAAAAGAAAAGAAGAAAAAAGAAAUUGAAAUGAAAGAGGUCGAGGCAGUUGUUGAUAAAAAGGAAAAAGAAAAUAGACAAACUGAAACUUUGAAAUUAGUGUUUAUAACAUAUUUUAGAAUAUUAAAACAUGCAAACGGUUCAAAUUUAUUGUUACCAGUUUUGGAAGGAUUAGCAAAAUUUUCACAUUUGAUAAAUAUCGAUUUUUUUAAUGAUUUAUUAGAAGUUUUAAAAAAAAUAAUGGUUGACUGUAUACCGGAAGAAGAGAAUAUGGCGGUGACAAAGAAUAGAAAAAUAAAAGUUGUUGGUAAUUCUGGUAUGGAAAGAAUUGAUACACGUAAAUGUUUGUUAUGCAUCAUUACAACAUUUCAAUUACUUUCUGGUCAAGCAUCUUUUCUAAAAAGAUUAUCAAUUGCAAGUUUAAAUUGGUCAAAUGAAACAGUUUUAAAAUGUUUAAAUACAAUAGAGAAAAUGAUCAAAAGACAAAUUUGUUUGGAAACAUUUUUAUCAUCAGAAGAUAAGAUUACCAACGGAAUUUAUAAACCUGAUUUAAAUGAUCCAGAAUUAUGCAAUCCUUUUGCUACAAGUUUAUGGGAACUAAGUUUACUUGAAAUCUAA